Messenger RNA from Recurvomyces mirabilis, 981 nucleotides. RefSeq lists its product as uncharacterized. Bases 1 to 981 code for a protein of 326 amino acids. Lineage: Eukaryota; Fungi; Ascomycota; Dothideomycetes; Mycosphaerellales; Teratosphaeriaceae. Gene Ontology annotation, molecular function: hydrolase activity, hydrolyzing O-glycosyl compounds. Gene Ontology annotation, biological process: carbohydrate metabolic process. The record is from RefSeq and is a predicted model, not a curated record. The transcript is spliced from 6 exons.
AUGCACGUCUACUCCACCCUUCUCGCCGUUCUGUCGGCUUCUGCUGCUUUCGCUGCUCCUGUUGAGCUUUCGGAGCGUGCGACCACGAACUCUUUGGACGCCGCUUACAAGGCUAAGGGAAAGAAGUACUGGGGCAACAUCGCCGACCCAGGCACCAUCUCCAACUCGGCCAAUGUUGCUGUGUUAAAGGCUGACUUUGGUCAAUUGACUCCGGAGAACUCCAUGAAAUGGGACGCAACUGAGCCAUCCCGUGGGAAAUUCAACUUUGGCAACGCCGACACAUUCACCAACUUCGCAACAUCCAAUGGCAAGCUCAUCCGUGGCCACAAUUUGCUGUGGCACAGCCAGCUGCCUUCGUGGGUAUCUUCCAUCACUGAUAAGGCCACCCUCACAUCCGUCCUCCAGAACCACAUCGCCAACGUAGCCGGCCACUUCAAGGGCAAGGUCUACGCCUGGGACGUCGUGAAUGAAUGCUUAAAUGAGGACGGGACGCUCCGCUCCGAUGUCUUCUCCAAGGUCCUCGGCGAGGACUUCGUCCGCAUUGCCUUCGAGGCAGCCAAGAAGGCCGACCCCAACGCCAAGCUCUACAUUAACGACUACAACCUCGACUCUGCCUCCUACGCCAAGACACAGGGCAUGAUCAAGUACGUCAAGAAGUGGCGUGCCGCUGGUGUGCCCAUCGACGGCAUCGGCUCCCAGACUCAUCUGAACCCCGGUCAAGCUUCCGGCGUUCAGGCUGCUUUGACUGCUCUUGCUGCCGUUGUCCCAGAAGUCGCUAUCACUGAGUUAGAUAUCCAAGGCGCUUCAAGCAGUGAUUAUGUCGCCGUGUCCAAGGCCUGCCUGGCUGUCAAGAGCUGCGUUGGUAUUACCAGUUGGGGGGUCAGCGACCGUGACAGCUGGCGAUCGAGCUCUAGCCCUGAUCUCUUUGAUGGUAGCUAUAAGCCUAAGGCGGCUUACACUGCUGUGCUUGCGUCGUUGUAG